Messenger RNA from Loa loa (African eye worm), 327 nucleotides. RefSeq lists its product as hypothetical. The transcript has 2 exons. Bases 1 to 327 code for a protein of 108 amino acids. Lineage: Eukaryota; Metazoa; Nematoda; Chromadorea; Rhabditida; Onchocercidae. The record is from RefSeq and is a predicted model, not a curated record.
AUGUUAUGCAUAUGUUCAGUGAAAAACCGUAUCGAAGAUGUUUUCUCAUCGGAUUUUUUGAUUGUAUCGCCCAAUGAUUUCCCUUCAAAGCUAUCCGAUGCUGGAUAUUCAGACAGAAGCUUGUACCAGUUAUUGCAAUAUCAACUACAGGAAUUCCCAUCAUCAUUAUUAAAAAUUACAAGGAAAAAAUCUCAGAAUGACGAGUCAAAUUCACAAAGCGGUAACCAUGGUCAUGCGCACAAUCUCUCGCGCUUGAGAACGAAUCAUUUUGAAGCAAAUCAAUUUUCACCUCCACUGUUAAAAUCGAAAAUAGAGCAAGCCAAGUAA